Metopolophium dirhodum (rose-grain aphid) is the source of this 1299-nucleotide messenger RNA. RefSeq names its product zinc finger MYM-type protein 1-like. Gene Ontology annotation, molecular function: protein dimerization activity. Lineage: Eukaryota; Metazoa; Arthropoda; Insecta; Hemiptera; Aphididae. The record is from RefSeq and is a predicted model, not a curated record. The coding region runs from base 1 to 1299 and encodes 432 amino acids. The transcript is spliced from 3 exons.
AUGAUUGAUAUAGCGAUAAGAGCUCGUUAUUUUAGUAUUAGUACUGAUUCCACAUUUGACAUUUCACACAAGGAACAACUAUCAUUUGUAGUCAAGUAUUUAUUCAAUUCCAAUAUAUGUGAAAGGCUAAUUGCAUUAUCUGAAUCAUCAAAUACUACAGGUCAAUCACUUUUUGAACUUUUUAAAUCAGUUAUGGAAAAAAUUGGAUUAGAUUGGAAUCAACAUUUAAUUGGACAGUCAUAUGAUGGUGCAGCGAACAUGAGAGGACCAUAUAGUGGACUUCAAGCACAUAUUAUUAAAGAAAACCCAAAAGCUCUUUAUGUUUGGUGCCAUGCACAUAGAUUCAAUUUAAUAGUGUUAUCUGCCGUUGGCUGCUGUAAAGAAGCAGUCGAUUUAUUUGGUUACAUGGAAAAACUAUAUUCUUUUAUUGUGGGUAGUAAAAAAAGAUCAGAUAUAUACAGAAAAAAUCAAAGUGAAUUGUAUCCAAAGAAACAAUUAAAGGCAAUCAAAAGAGUCGGAACUACUAGGUGGAUGUCCAACUCAUUUGCUCUAUCUACAGUUCUUGAAACAUUAGAAGCAAUUUUAGAUAUGCUUGAACAAAUAAAAAAUGUCGAAGGCCCAGUUGAUUUUAAAACUGGUAGUGAAUUAAUUGAUAUUAUUCUUCAACAACUUAGCGAUAGAUUCGAUAAAAAUACCAUAUCUGUAAUGAAAGAUUUAGGUUUAUUAUCCCUAAAGCGAUUAAAAGAAGUUGGCCCUGUGCCCCAAGAUGCAUUCAGUAAAAUAUGUGAUGUCUAUGGAAUUAAUCAGGAGUCUGUAAGAAAUGAUUACAUACUAUUGAAAAGUGUUAUCAAAGAUAUAGAUCUCAAUUUACUGACUAAAUUACCAGCUAAAUUACAUGAUGACUGUGAAGAAUAUAUAAGAGGUUCAGAUGAAAGUAAUAUAGAAGAUGAAGAAGAACGGCAAGAUUUAAACAAUGUUGGAAGCUUAAGAAAUAUUUUUGAAAUAAUUAAUAAUAUGAAUAUUAAAUCGGAAUUUGAGCAUUUGUACACAAUAAUUAAAAUAAGUUUAACAUUACCUACAUCUAGUUGUACUGUAGAACGUAGUUUUUCCAAAUUAAAAAUCAUAAAAUCCAGACUGCGUUCCACUAUGGGUCAAAACAGACUGGAGAAUUUAAUGAUUAUUUCAUGCGAACAGGAUAUAAACAUAGAUGUGUCAAAGGUAAAUAUGAUACAAAAUUUGUAUUUGUUCUUACUCAAUAGUAGUAUAAGUGUGCCAUUCCUGGCGCAGUGCCAUAUAUAA